AUGCCGUCAAGAGCGCUUUCGCCUGAUCCUCGCUUCUUCACUCAGCAGAUCGUCACACUCCUUCAGCAUUCAAGCCGGCAAACGCACUACCUCGACUCACAUCGGACAUCACCGCAACAGCAGGCCAACGAAGCCACAGAUACUAUGAAAUUCCUCAGUGCCCCAUCAAUCGCUAUCUCAUCCCUUGUUCUCGCUCAGUCCAUCCUCGCAUUGUCCGAUCAACCACUCCACGACCUCCUCGGAAGAGAUGGUCUCUUGGACCAGCUUCAUCAAGCCAGUCCCCUCGCUUUCCCCGGCAAGCUCAAACGAGUACGCCGUCAUGCGCUGAGCCAAGUCGAGCGAGACUGUCGCCACGGCGGCGGUGGGGGCUAUCACGGAGGCGGUGGCUCACACCAUUGCGACGAAGAACAGCCAAGCUCUACGAUCGCGCCUACUCAGACGGAGACGCAAGAAGCACUCACUGUCAACUCCUGGAUCAAGUCGCCUUGCGAGACACAUACCGUUUACGACAGUACGACGACUACACUCUACGCGCCAUGGACGCCUGCUCAAUCAACCGACGACUCUACGGACAUCCAGGCUGAAGUCACCUCGACAUCUGCUAGCAAUCCGCUCUGGUCCGGCAGACCUGCGUCCACUAUGGACCAAUGGUCCACGGAGCCCACGCUAGUCUCCGACGCAUGGGAUACGCCGGCCUCAGAUGCAUGGGACAGUGGAUCGUCAGAUUCGUCAGCCCAGCCACUGUCAGAAACAUCGAAUACGGCUGCUACGGUCUCAUGGACCACGCUAACAUCAGCUGCAUUCACAAGCCCUGCAUCGGCGCCGUGGACUACUACACGACCUUGGAGCACGCCAGAUCCGACCCAGACGGCCGCGACCGAACCGACAUUGUCGAGCUCGACUGAUGCAACGCCGGUUUCGAGCCCCUUGCCGACGACUGCUCCUGCCCUCACUGUCAAGUGCUCAGGUGGAGGUGGAGGCGGUGGUGGUCUCUUUGGUGGCGCUGGUGGCGGUGGAUCUUGCAAGACCAUCGAGAUUGCUGCAGCAUCUUCGGUCAUACAAAAGCGCCAUUACAGACGUCGCUCGCAGAGUAGACGACAGCUGCAAAAGUUACCUGUCGCUGGACAGGCUGCGCGUAUUUUGGGCAAGCGAGAACGCAGGUCUCUGAACGACGACACUGACGACACGGAAGACUACAGCGACGUUUAUGACUUUGACAGCAUCGAAGAUGGUGCAAUAGACCAAGAUGACGAAACAUAUUUUGACGAUACCGACAUACUCUAUCCAUAG
Messenger RNA from Mixia osmundae IAM 14324, 1290 nucleotides. RefSeq lists its product as uncharacterized. Bases 1 to 1290 code for a protein of 429 amino acids. Lineage: Eukaryota; Fungi; Basidiomycota; Mixiomycetes; Mixiales; Mixiaceae. The record is from RefSeq and is a predicted model, not a curated record. The transcript is spliced from 5 exons.